GGUCGCUGUGUGAUGCUCUGGUUCAUCCACCGGUGCUUCGUCGUUGAAUGACUAUGUAUGGGUCAUUUUGAUCAAAUCGGAGAAAAAAAUAAUAAAAGAAGCUGCACACAGACUAGGCAUGUGGGAAACAGGCUCUUCUCGACCACUUUUCUCGAACGGGAUCGCUUUUUCGUUGUUGCCCAUCUCGGGGCGCUUCUGGCGUGCCUCGGCGGUGAUCAGGAACUUGGUUCAGUCUCAGCUGCGCGCGCAUUUGGAUUCUUGACCCUCCACAGAGAAGAAAGGAGGAAAGUAAGCUCUAGUCUUAUAGAGCCAGACUGAAAGUGUCGUCUUGUGGGAAACGAAAAUGCCACCGUCAACAGCUGUCCCCUCUUUAUCGAACGACACUGCCUCGACGCCUGCAUCCUCGUCAAGCGCAUCCUUGGAUACAAGAUGGGCGUCCGGGCUCGCAGGUCAUGAGAUCCUCGAGGAUGAUGGGACCGGGGCCCUCAUUGUCCCGGCUCACACUGACCAUCGCACCACCCCCUAUACAUACAUCUGUUUGUUCCAUAUCCUAGACUGUCACAUCACAUUCGACAAUGCCGAGGACUGGAGACUCCAUGUCUUCAGCCACUUUCGCACACACGAACCUCCCAAGACAGCGCGCUGUCCCUUGUGUCCUGGGGAACGGUUUACUGAUACCCCUGAAACGAGAGCAUGGGAUGCAAUGCUCGAUCACGUCGAUGUGGCCCACUAUCAGCAGGGGCACACUCUAGCCGGCAGUCGGCCUGACUUUGAAUUGAUGCAGUACCUGUAUGGUCUGAGGAUCAUCAGCGUAGAUCAGUUCAAAGUGAUGCAGCUCCCACCGCCACCUUCGAGCCCUGCGUACCAUCAAUCGCAGGAACCAGUUCGUGCGAGCAUCGGGUCCUCCGAUGAGCCCUACUGUGCCCCGUAUAGUCGGCGACGCGAGGAGAGGAUGCGUAACCAGCGUCGAGGGGUUAGCGUCGCUUAAUGAGCUGCGAUAAGUUUGUUUUCUUCUACACCUGCGUGCACAUGCAAUCCUCCAUUUUGUCUCAUCUAGGCUCAUUGCCAUGUUCUCUUCUGGCAUGUCGUUUAUAUGUUUUAUCGAGUCGUGUAUUAUCAGCGAUCACAUCAAAAGCAAACAAUCUGGUAUUAUGAGGGAUGAUAUGGACUAUGUUGGAAUGUUGAGUUCGAAUGUCUUCAAUAGCAGUUGACAGUUAUAUUUUCAUGACAUAUCC
Messenger RNA from Aspergillus welwitschiae, 1235 nucleotides. RefSeq lists its product as uncharacterized. Lineage: Eukaryota; Fungi; Ascomycota; Eurotiomycetes; Eurotiales; Aspergillaceae. The transcript is spliced from 2 exons. The record is from RefSeq and is a predicted model, not a curated record. The coding region runs from base 344 to 988 and encodes 214 amino acids.